Molecule: messenger RNA, 882 nt
Organism: Lathyrus oleraceus (garden pea)
Lineage: Eukaryota; Viridiplantae; Streptophyta; Magnoliopsida; Fabales; Fabaceae
Exons: 2
Coding region: 116-676 (186 amino acids)
Molecular function (GO): acyltransferase activity, transferring groups other than amino-acyl groups
Source: RefSeq, a predicted model, not a curated record
UUCCAUGCAACUUCCUCUUUUUUCAACUCCACGACUUUAUAAAUAGCCUGAGAUUGAGUAAGCAUCAUCCACAUUCACAUCUAAAUUAACUCAGAAAAGAAUAAAGAGUGCUGUGAUGGAGGGAACACUUAUUUCUUCCAAACCAUGUGCCAAAGAAAAUAGCAUUGAUUUAACCCGAAUCACACUGCGACCCUUUAAUCUUACUGACCUGGAUGAUGUUAUGGUGUGGACAACUGAUGAAAAAGUGGCCAAGUUUUGCUCUUGGAAACCUUACACCAGCAAAGAUCAAGGUAUCAGGUUCAUCGAAGAUACAGAAAGCAAGUUUCUAUGCUGCAAGGCGAUAUGUCUUGAUGAUCGUGCUAUUGGGUGUAUGAUGAUGUUCUCGCCUGAUGAUAAAUGUAGAAACAAAUCUGCAGAACUUGGCUAUCAUCUAGGCUCUGAAUUCUGGGGUAAAGGGAUUGGUACGUGUGCUGUGAAACAAAUUGUUAAUCUUGCAUUCAGUGAAUUGUCAUACUUGGAAAGGCUUGAAGCUCUGGUUGAUGUGGAAAAUGUGGGGUCUCAAAGAGUGUUGCAGAAAGCUGGUUUCAAAAUGGAGGGAGUUCUGAGGAAGUAUUUGUUGAUGAAAGGAAAAAGCAGAGAUAUGAUUAUGUUCAGUGUUCUUUCAACUGAUCUCUAACUAUGAUUAGUUUGUUAGGAGGAUAAUAUUGGAGUUGGUGUCUUCUCCAUUUCUAUUAAAAAAUGUUUUAAAAGAUGUCCAAUACUAAGGUAUACAAACAUAGCUUCAAGUUGGAACCAAAGAGUAAAAUGUAGAAACAGAGGAAUUGCAUAAACCUUGUUCACCAUUGUAACUGUUGGUGCAAAGGUAGAAUAAAGAUGAAUAUU